GUGUGGGAUGAAGACGUAGAGGGAGCGUUUAUAGUUGACAUGUACUGUAUUGCAACUCCAACUGUUAGUGCACUGCUGUCACUUUAAAUAUAUUUUAAAAGAUAUUUUCAACUUGAAUAAUCCUAAAAAAUCCCUGGUAUGUCGGGCGCGACGUUCCCCAACAGCCACACCACGGCCGUGGCACCGCCGGCGUCAGCGCCCGAGCGUCGUAUCUACGUCAACACAGGCUACCUGCGCUCCCUGCACGGUCUACUUAAGAUCGCACACAUGGUGCUGAGCAUCAUUCUGUUCAUCUGCGCGAUGAUGUCCAGGUUCGUGUACCACGCUCGCUCCAACUACCUCGCGUUCGUCGCCAUGACAGGCUUCUGGUCCUCGGCUAUACUGCUCUUCUUGUACGUCAUCAACGUCGUCACCUACCUCACCAUCGUGCCGUGGGUCCGCGUGGAGCUUUUCUACACAGCACUCAUGGCUUUCUUCGCCUUCGUUGCUGGCUGCGUGGCCGCUGAUGGUGCGGCCAAUGGGUUCGACGCACCCUACGGAGCUGCCGCAUUCUUCGGGUUUGCGCUGAUGCUGGUGUACGCGGCGAACGCCUUCAUCCUCUUCCGGCUGAUGAGGGACGGCGUGCGACUUGUGACCACUGAGACCACCACCGUCACUACCACCGUGCCUAAAUAGCUACCAUCACAACCACC
Hyalella azteca is the source of this 692-nucleotide messenger RNA. RefSeq names its product CKLF-like MARVEL transmembrane domain-containing protein 4. Lineage: Eukaryota; Metazoa; Arthropoda; Malacostraca; Amphipoda; Hyalellidae. The coding region runs from base 139 to 675 and encodes 178 amino acids. The transcript has 5 exons. The record is from RefSeq and is a predicted model, not a curated record. Gene Ontology annotation, cellular component: membrane.